This is a messenger RNA of Neltuma alba, 2674 nucleotides long. Its product is annotated as beta-galactosidase 5. Gene Ontology annotation, biological process: carbohydrate metabolic process. Lineage: Eukaryota; Viridiplantae; Streptophyta; Magnoliopsida; Fabales; Fabaceae. The record is from RefSeq and is a predicted model, not a curated record. The coding region runs from base 191 to 2425 and encodes 744 amino acids. The transcript is spliced from 18 exons. Gene Ontology annotation, molecular function: hydrolase activity, hydrolyzing O-glycosyl compounds.
UAAUAGAGUAGCUCUCUAACGAAAGUUGGAGGUGCGGGAAACCCAGUGACAGCACAGCAGAAGCUAUUUCUGGUGGUGGUUGAAUCGGUGUCUCCCACAAUGCUGUUAUACUUCAGACUCACAGAUCAGAAGAACUAAGAACGCAUUGCACAUCUCUUAGCUUUCGUUUUUCAAAAUCUCUUUGAAAGACAUGGAAACUACACCAGUCUCCAAGCUGCUACUAUUUUGCUUGACGCUCCUUCUUGUGGGUUCUGAGCUCGUGCGCUGCUCAGUCACUUACGAUAGAAAGGCUAUUAUCAUCAAUGGCCAUAGAAGAAUCCUCAUUUCUGGAUCCAUUCACUAUCCCAGAAGCACCCCUGAAAUGUGGGAAGAUCUUAUUCGGAAGGCCAAACAUGGAGGCCUUGAUGUUAUUGACACUUAUGUUUUCUGGGAUGUCCAUGAACCCUCUCCUGGCAAGUACAAUUUUGAAGGGAGGUACGAUCUGGUACGGUUCAUUAAGACAGUGCAGAAGGUGGGGCUCUAUGUUCAUCUUCGCAUUGGGCCUUAUGUAUGCGCCGAGUGGAACUUUGGAGGAUUUCCUGUUUGGCUGAAGUAUGUUCCUGGCAUGAACUUCCGGACGAACAAUGGACCUUUCAAGGCUGCAAUGCAAGGAUUCACCCAGAAGAUUGUGCAAAUGAUGAAGGAUGAAAAGCUAUUUCAGUCUCAGGGUGGUCCAAUCAUUCUAUCUCAGAUUGAGAACGAGUAUGGACCAGAGAGUAGGGCCAUGGGAGCUGCUGGUCACGCAUAUGUAAAUUGGGCUGCACAUAUGGCUGUUGGACUGGGUACAGGAGUACCGUGGGUGAUGUGCAAGGAAGACGACGCCCCAGAUCCUGUGAUAAAUACAUGUAAUGGCUUUUACUGUGAUGAAUUCUCUCCGAAUAAACCGUUCAAGCCUAGCCUCUGGACCGAGGCUUGGAGUGGCUGGUUUACAGAAUUUGGGGGUCCAAUUCACCAGAGACCAGUUCAAGAUCUAGCAUUUGCAGUGGCGCGUUUCAUACAAAAGGGUGGUUCAUUCGUGAAUUACUACAUGUACCAUGGAGGAACUAACUUUGGACGCUCAGCUGGAGGUCCAUUCAUCACUACCAGCUACGACUAUGAUGCUCCCAUUGACGAAUACGGUCUUAUAAGGCAACCUAAGUACACUCAUUUGAAGGAUCUUCAUCAAGCUAUUAAGCGAUGUGAAGAUGCUUUGGUUUCUUCCGAUCCUACUGUUACAUCUUUAGGAAGGUUUCAGCAGGCGCAUGUGUUCUCUUCAGGAAGAACAUGUGCAGCUUUUCUAGCAAAUUAUAAUGCAAACUCUGCUGCUAGGGUAACGUUCAAUAACAGACACUAUGAUUUGCCUCCUUGGUCCAUAAGCAUCCUCCCUGACUGUAGAGCUGAUGUAUUUAACACGGCAAGAGUGAGAGUUCAAACGUCACAGAUAAAAAUGUUGCCUACCAAUUCUAAGUUCUCCUGGGAAACCUACGAUGAGGAUCUAUCAUCUCUGGCGGAUGGUUCAAGGAUGACAUCCGCGGGACUUCUGGAUCAGAUAGACGUUACUAGAGAUAGAAGCGACUAUCUAUGGUACACAACCAGCGUUGACAUAAGUUCAUCAGAAUCAUUUCUUAAAGGAGGACACAAACCGAGCAUUAACGUACAGUCUGCAGGGCACGCUGUUCAUGUGUUUGUUAAUGGGCAGUUUAUAGGGUCGGCUUUUGGAACAAGAGAACAGAGAAGUUGCACAUUCAAUGGACCCAUCAACCUGCAUGCUGGAACUAACAAAAUUGCUCUUCUCAGCGUAGCUGUGGGAUUACCGAAUGUUGGCCUGCAUUUUGAAACAUGGAAGACAGGGAUCACAGGUCCAGUUGUGCUAGAUGGUUUUGACAAGGGAAAGAUAGAUUUAACGCAGCAAAAAUGGUCUUAUCAGAUUGGUCUAAAGGGAGAGGCUAUGAAUUUGGUGUCUCCCGACACAAACUCAUCUGUUGAGUGGGUCCAAGACUCACUGGCCACCCAAGCACGUCGGCAUCUGAAAUGGCACAAGGCAUAUUUCAAUGCCCCAGUGGGGAGCGAACCACUGGCUCUGGACUUGUCAAGUAUGGGAAAAGGUCAAGUGUGGAUCAACGGGCAAAGCAUAGGAAGAUAUUGGAUGGCUUAUGCGAAGGGCAACUGUAAUACCUGUGGCUACCAAAACACAUACCGACCCAUUAAAUGCCAGCUUGGUUGUGGACAACCCACACAACGAUGGUACCACGUUCCAAGGUCGUGGUUAAAGCCAACGAAGAAUUUGAUGGUAGUUUUUGAAGAGUUAGGCGGGAAUCCUUGGAAAAUAUCUCUAGUGAAGAGAACAGCUCAUACUCCUCACCAUACUAAAUCCGAUUCAGAGAACAGAGAAGAGAGCCCCCAUUGAAAGAUGGUUCAGCUGGUUUGUCGGUGGUUGAAUUGAAAAAAUAAUAAAUAAAAUUAUAAUUGGUCUCACUUUCAUUGUCAUUUGAUUCAAACACGGAUGUGGUCGGCGAGCCUUUUGUGUUGUGUCAUCGCAAUCCUUAUCUUUCUUUUUUUUGUUACAACAAUCCUUGUCUUCCGACCUGGUGUUAAAUCUGAAAUCGGCCAACGUGAUGGAUAUAAGAGAUAUGGCCAAUAUAUUACUAUAUUAUAU